AUGUUCCCAAGAAUAAAUGAUCUUCAAAAUGAACCUCUUCACGUUAUGUUACCUAUUGAAGGAUAUCAAGAUAUAUCUUUAGUAUCAUUAGACGCAGCAAUUGAACCAGUUAUUCAUCUAUUUGAUCAAGAUAGUCUAUUAGCGAGGUUAUGGGUAGUGAAAGAACGAUGUAAAAAACCCGCUGAUGGUUUAUCACCAGAUGAAUCUGGUUCGAUUAUGCUUUACACUUUUGAAUGGUUUCCUGUUAACGAAAGUCUCUAUUUUAUUCUAAAUAAAACACUACGUAUGGAAGAUCGUGAGUUAUUAAGACCAUGGUUUCCUUAUUUGAGAUUAUUUAUUGGCGCACUUAUAAAACUUCCUUCAAUCAAUGAUGUUAUUUAUCGUGGUAUUAAAAAAGAUUUGAGGAAUCAGUAUCCACUCGACACUGAUCAGAUUUGGUGGGGAUUUAGUUCAUGUUCAGAUUCUUUGAAUGUUCUGGAAUCCGAUCAAUUUUGUGGUAGGGUGGGCCCUCGAACAAUGUUUCAUAUUAGAUGUCUCAAUGGUCGAUGCAUUAAAAAUCAUACUUAUUUUCCUACUGAGAGGGAAAUUUUAUUGUUACCAGGACGAUAUUUACGAGUACGUACUUGUUACAAUGCUGAAGAUGGAUUAUGUAUCAUACGACUUGAUGAAACUGAACCUCCACACAAGCUUCUAAAACUUCCUGGCGAUAAUUCUUGGCGACGUAUAGAACCUGGGAUUUCGCUUCUUGGCAAAUGUGUGAAUUCUGAUUGUAAAGCUUACAAUAACGAAGUGAUUAUUCCUCUAGGUUUCAGAAAAUUUGAUGUUCUGGUGGAGAGUGAUUCAUCUAAUGCCAAAUGUCCAAUAUGUGCAAAGUAUGUUGAUCCUGUAAAAUUGGGUUUUAACAAAUGUCAAUGGAAGACAAGUGGUAUUAAGCAAGCUAAACAGACAGAAGCACCAGUUCCCUUUUCAGAAAAUUGGUCAGAUACGCAUGAUAACUCGCUACUUGAAUAUCAUUUAAAAGAUAUUAGAUGGAGACAAUUGAUAGUCGAAGCAAGACCGACAAAUUCUAAUUGA
Molecule: messenger RNA, 1074 nt
Organism: Rotaria sp. Silwood1
Lineage: Eukaryota; Metazoa; Rotifera; Eurotatoria; Philodinida; Philodinidae
Source: the annotation of a GenBank genome assembly